Messenger RNA from Cynoglossus semilaevis (tongue sole), 804 nucleotides. RefSeq names its product eukaryotic translation initiation factor 4E-binding protein 1-like. Bases 135 to 500 code for a protein of 121 amino acids. Gene Ontology annotation, biological process: negative regulation of translational initiation. Gene Ontology annotation, molecular function: eukaryotic initiation factor 4E binding. Gene Ontology annotation, cellular component: cytoplasm. The record is from RefSeq and is a predicted model, not a curated record. The transcript is spliced from 3 exons. Lineage: Eukaryota; Metazoa; Chordata; Actinopteri; Pleuronectiformes; Cynoglossidae.
UUUGGGUUCGAGCACCACGUGUAAAGCACAGCGUUAAACCCCCUUUCUUCCUGUGGAACUCCUUAGUCUCCCAGUACACACACACCGACACAGUCAGCGACUUAUUCCGCAGCUCGCCCCCGGUGCUCAGAGCCAUGUCAGCGGGAGGUCACAGCGCCAAGAGCCGGGCCAUCCCUGCUGUCCGGAGGGUCGCGAUCCUCGACGCUGCCCACAUGCCCCUGGACUACUCUACUACCCCUGGAGGAACUCUGUUUAGCACCACACCAGGAGGAACCAGGAUCAUCUAUGACAGGAAAUUCCUACUGCAGUGUCGGACAUCUCCACUGACCCGCACACCUCCCAAACUGCCCGACAUCCCUGGCGUCACCAGGCCACUCAAACGCAACGAGUCCAGCGACAUGACGAAUGAUGUCGAGCAGACGGUCAACAACGACACCGACCCCAGCCUGAAGGCAGACGACAGUGCAGGAGAAGACGCUCAGUUUGAAAUGGACAUUUGACGAGAGUCGGCCAAAGGAUGGAACCAGUUUUUAACAUUGUUUUUGUUUACUGCCAGAAAUGACAUGAAAUGAGAAAAACUAGUGUUAUUAUAGCUGUGCAUAUAUUUUUGGUUAAACUUCUUUAAGUGUAAAAAUGUUGUACUGUUAGAAAACAACGUUAGUAUAAGGCAUGAAUGUGACGUGUGUAAGUCACUCCCAAGUCAGGGUGUUAUUAAUGAAUGUUUUUGUUUUGUAUUACCUACAUGUCUGUAAAAAAAAUGUCUUAAGAAAAAUUGUGUUUUAUGAAUAAAACACUAAAAAAACA